AUGGUCGACACUUCCGCACUUGUCCGCCGGGGUCACCCAAUCACCUUUAUUAUCUUCACCUUCUUCAGUUUCAUUGUUGCUGUGAUUGCCUCGACGCUGGUCUCGGACUACAACAGUAACAACAAUGCUCCUACCACCGGCAUCAACAAUGCUACUCGCUUCCUUCUCUUCACUGGCUGGUGGGGUUUCCUUGUUGGCGUGGUCUACACUGGUCUCUUCCUCGCCAGUGUAGGCGGUGUAAUCACUUCGAUUGCUGGACACGGUAUCUCGAUCUUCCUCACCUGGCUCUUCUACCUUGCUGGUGCCGCGGCACUCACCGACCGCACCGGCGGCUCGUUUAACUGCGCCGACAAAGGUUUUCCCUUCCCUUACUGCAACUCGACCAAGGCGCUCAUGGCAUUCGCAUGGAUCUGCUGGAUUAUCCUUACCUUGAUGCUUGCCGUGAUUGCUGCCAUUGGUGCCGGUGCCUUCCGCGGUGGUCGAUCCGUCAAGGAGACGCUCGCGUAG
Mycosarcoma maydis (corn smut) is the source of this 507-nucleotide messenger RNA. RefSeq lists its product as uncharacterized. The coding region runs from base 1 to 507 and encodes 168 amino acids. NCBI's taxonomy places the organism in Eukaryota, Fungi, Basidiomycota, Ustilaginomycetes, Ustilaginales. The record is from RefSeq and is a predicted model, not a curated record. The transcript has 2 exons. Gene Ontology annotation, cellular component: membrane.